Molecule: messenger RNA, 4490 nt
Organism: Chenopodium quinoa (quinoa)
Lineage: Eukaryota; Viridiplantae; Streptophyta; Magnoliopsida; Caryophyllales; Amaranthaceae
Product: histone-lysine N-methyltransferase ATX3-like
Exons: 23
Coding region: 993-4091 (1032 amino acids)
Biological process (GO): regulation of transcription by RNA polymerase II
Molecular function (GO): protein binding
Source: RefSeq, a predicted model, not a curated record
UUUAUAUAAUAGGCUAAUACAAUCAAUUGAUCAAAUCAAUUAUACUAUAAGACACUCAAAAUCAGCUAACACGAUCAGUUUUAACUUUUCACCAAACAAGUCCCUUUUUUUUUUUUUUGGUUUUUUUUAAUUAAAACCGAUAAAUUUUUACUUUUUACCUCACCAUUUCUAAAAAAAAAAAGACACAAAAAGCCCAAGCCUUGAAGCCCCAAAAGAACCCAAAACUUGUCGAUCAAGCCAACCCAUGUCAAAAAGCAGGCAACCCCACCCACCAACCGACCCACCCGAAUACAAAUUUCAGUUCCUAUCCAAAAAUUUGGAGAUUCGAAUUUCAUAAUUUCUCCCACCCUAUAUAUUUUGGAGCCAAACAGCCCCUAAAACCCUCGCGCCCCAAUUAUUCUAAUUACCCGUAUUAAUAAACCUUAUUAAUUCCUAAAUUAACCAAUUCGUAUAAAACCCCCUAAAUAAAAUAUAACACUCGUUUGUUUCUCCUGCUUCCCAUUUUAUCCGCCUCAACCACUCAGAUCCUUCCUCUCUAUCUCUCUCUUUCUUUCUUUCCCUGUUUUUCUUUCACAGUUUUCUUUCUCUCUCCUCCAAUUCACUUUUCCGGUAUUCUAAUUCUAAAUUCAUCCUCAGUUUCUACAAUUUCAUCCUUUCAAUUUUAUUUGAUUUACUUUUUUUCUAAUCAAUUAUUUCAUCUAAUUUCCCCCUUAAUUUCUUAAUUAUCCGAUUUUAUUGGAAAGUUUCAGAAUUCAAUUGCAUGUUUUUGGUUGGUUUUUGGUGGUUUGAUUUGGUGAUUUCAAUUAGGGUUUCUCUUUGGAAUUAAACGUUUUUCCGCAGUAUUUGAGCAAUUGGAAAAGUGUGGAUUGUUGUUGAAGAAAUUGUUGAAAAUAUUAACGAAUUUGGGAUUUUCCGAGGUUUUUGGUGGGAGAAAUUAGGGUUUUGGAGUUGAAUCUUAAUUUAAUUUGAAUUUCGAUGAGUUUUGAGGAGAGAUGAUUGUUAAACAGCUAUCAAAUUCGGAAAUGCCAGAUCUGAAACGAUGUGAUUUUGACGAUUCUGCAGUUUUAGAAGAUGAUUAUAGCGUUUCUGUGCCUCCUAAGAAGCGAAAAAUUGCUGCACAUAGUUAUUCUUCGAAUAAUGGGGUAGCUCAGUUUGAGAAUGAUGCACCAAUGAGCUCAUCUUUUACCGAGGGUUCAUCACUUGGUGAAGAAACUGAGUCUGAUUUAAGGUAUAGCAAAGUGUACUCUCGAAAAACGUCGAGAGGGCGAGUUCCGGUAUUGCCUUCGAGGUUUAAUGACUCUGUUGUUGGAUCAAAGAAGGAUAGUAAGUCUAAAUUUGCUGAUAUUGAGUCAGGUUUGCACGAAAUUUAUUUGAAAAGACGAGAUAAUAAGAAGAAUAAACCCGAAGGCUCGAAUUUCAGUACAUAUUUGGUUAAAAAAGAGUUCAAAGAGGAGAAAUUAAACUUGCCAAGUUAUAAGUAUCAUCCCUAUUUCCAGGACACUGAAGAAGAUGGGAUGAUGGAUGAUUUUGUGUACAGUAAACCUUCAAUAAAUAUGUGGAAUUCGUCGUCGUUUGUAUCGAAUAAUGAGUAUAUUCCCGUGGCUCGACCACUUUCAAGUGAGAAGGGUGCAGGGAGAGGGUCGAGGGUGAAGUCGAAACAGAAGAAAGUGGCAUAUGGACCUGAGGACUUUGCUUUGGGUGAUAUAGUGUGGGCAAAAUCAGGGAAGAGGUAUCCUGCAUGGCCUGCUAUUGUAAUUGAUCCAAUGUUGCAAGCACCGGAGACGGUUUUGAGUUCGUGUAUUCCAGGUGCUACUUGUGUCAUGUACUUUGGUUAUUCCAAGAAUGGGAAACAAAGGGAUUAUUCAUGGGUUAAAGGAGGAAUGAUCUUCCCAUUUAUCGAUUACCUAGACAAAUUUCAGGGGCAGACUGAUUUGCAUAAGUGCAAGCCGAGUGAUUUCAGAAUGGCCAUUGAGGAGGCCCUUUUGGCCGAGCAAGGGUUUACAGACGAGCAGUUAGGAAUGGUAAAACCAUCUCUUUAUGAUGCCAAUCCUCAGGGCUUUCACGAGACUACUGGUUCCAACCAGUUGCAAGAAUGCCUUUCUCAACACCAGGAUAUUCAUGACAAGAAGAGAGAUAAGCGCCCUUGCAGUGGAUGUGGGUUGGUUCUUUCGUACAAAUCCUUUGUCUCUCAUGAAGGGCGGCCGUUGUGCAAACAUUGUGUCAAGUUACUGAAGUCAAAGCAGUAUUGUGGUGUGUGCAAGAAAAUCUGGCACCACUCUGAUGGUGGAAGCUGGGUUUGCUGUGAUGGCUGUGAUGUUUGGGUGCAUGCUGAGUGUGCUGAAAUCUGUGGCAAAAAUCUCAAGGAUUUGGAAGAUGCUGAAUAUUACUGCCCUGAUUGCAAGCCAAAGUUUGCAUUUGAGCCAUCAUACUCUGUAGCUCUACCUGAAGUCAAGCCAAAACAACCUGUGCCAUCCGAUGAGGUAGCUGUUGUGUGCAAUGGUAUGGAAGCAUCAUAUAUCCCAAGCCUUCACUUGGUUGUGUGUAAGUGUGGUAAAUGUGGGACAAGGAAGCAGUCAUUAAGUGAAUGGGAAAAGCACACUGGUUGUAGAGCCAAGAAAUGGAAGCAUAGUGUCAAAGUCAAAGGCUCAAUGAUCCCCUUGCAUCAGUGGCUCACAGAUUUUGGAGCAAGUGCGUGUGAUAAUCAGAAGCUGGAUCGGUCAAAGCUAUUUGGCUUGUUGAAAGAAAUAUAUGAACCAGUAUAUGCGAAAUGGACAACUGAACGAUGUGCUGUAUGUCGCUGGGUUGAAGACUGGGACUACAAUAAAAUAAUCAUUUGCAACAGGUGUCAAAUAGCUGUUCAUCAAGAAUGUUAUGGAGCCAGAAAUGUUCAAGAUUUCACAUCGUGGGUCUGCAGAGCUUGUGAAAUUCCUGAUGUGAAGAGGGAGUGUUGCCUUUGUCCUGUUAAAGGAGGUGCUCUGAAGCCUACUGAAAUUGACACAUUAUGGGUUCAUGUCACAUGUGCUUGGUUUCAACCUGAAGUUGCUUUCUUAGAUGAUGAAAAUAUGGAACCAGCAAUGGGGAUUGUGAGACUUCCUACAAAUUCAUUUAUGAAGAAAUGCGUAAUAUGUAAGCAGAUUCAUGGAUCUUGCAUUCAGUGUUGCAAAUGUGCUACCUAUUAUCAUGCAACAUGCGCAGCAAGAGCUGGAUAUUGCAUGGAAUUACACUGUAUGGAGAAGAAAGGAGUACAAGUAACAAGAAAGGCAUCAUACUGCGCUUUUCAUAGGAACCCUAAUCCAGAUGCUGUCCUAGAAGUGCAAACACCAGAAAGGCCUUAUUUUUCUUCCAGAAUGUUGCUUCAAGACCAGAAUCAAGGGAGAAACUUCAAAGGUUCAAGGCUCAUUUCUAAAAGAGUUGAACUUCCUGACCCAUUGCCUUCAAACUCAGAGCAAUUUGAUCCCUUGUCUUCUGCAAGAUGCCGGAUAUAUUCGUGGUCCAAAAAUAAGAAAGCAGGUGAAGAGCCAAUAUUCCAUCGGUUAAUGGGGCCAAUUCAUCAUGAUAUAACUAAGAUUGACAGUUUGAAUUCUUUCAAGGAGGGUAACAAUUCAAAACAGUUCUCUUCUUUCAAGGAGCGCCUUCGUCAAUUGCAGAGUACAGAGAAUCAGCGGGUUUGUUUUGGCAAAUCUGGAAUUCAUGGAUGGGGCCUUUUUGCACGUCGGAGUAUUCAAGAAGGAGAAAUGGUCCUUGAGUAUCGCGGUGAACAGGUGAGGCGCAGUGUUGCUGACUUAAGAGAGGCACAAUAUCGCCUAAGUGGAAAAGAUUGUUAUCUGUUUAAGAUCAGUGAGGAUGUAGUAAUUGAUGCUACGAAUAAGGGAAACAUUGCUCGCCUAAUCAACCAUUCUUGCAUGCCCAACUGCUAUGCUAGGAUUAUGAGCGUGGGUAAUCAGGAAAGCCGAAUUGUGCUUAUUGCCAAGAUUAAUGUCUCUGCUGGUGAUGAGCUCACUUAUGAUUACUUGUUUGAUCCUGAUGAGCGUGAUGAGUCAAAAGUCCCUUGUCUUUGCAGAGCUCCUAACUGCCGCAAAUUCAUGAAUUAAACCCAAUAUUUUUGCCAUUUACAAGCUUAGAAGAAAUAGCAGAAGUUUUACAGGCAUAGAUAGAGUUAAAUGAACUGACACAUGUGCCAACUUAUGGAAGAACCGUCGCUACUAAAGUUGUAACGAAGAAGUUUGCUCCAUCACCCUUCCUCUUCAUCUCUUGUGAGUUGUGACAAUACUAUUGUAAAUUUACCAACUUGGUCCAGCUAUUGCUGGUGAUGAUUUUGUAUACGAGUUCAUUUUUCGAAUGUAAAUAUAGAAUUAUUAUUAUUUUUUAUAAGUAAUAUUCUUUUGUAAUUUGCCAGACUCGUAUCAUAUCUUGUAUAAAUGCAGUAAGCCAGUAAUUGUACCUGAAUUAAUUUUGCCAGUCUAAUAUCAUAUCUAGUAUAGAUUUCCUUA